Molecule: messenger RNA, 431 nt
Organism: Rattus rattus (black rat)
Lineage: Eukaryota; Metazoa; Chordata; Mammalia; Rodentia; Muridae
Gene: Cops9
Product: COP9 signalosome subunit 9
Exons: 3
Coding region: 51-224 (57 amino acids)
Biological process (GO): negative regulation of protein neddylation
Source: RefSeq, a predicted model, not a curated record
GGAAGUAGAAGGGGCUGGCCGGAAGUGAGCGCAACGCCGCCAGUCUCGAGAUGAAACCAGCUGUGGAUGAGAUGUUUCCCGAGGGCGCGGGGCCCUAUGUAGACUUGGAUGAGGCUGGAGGUAGCACCGGGCUCCUGAUGGACUUGGCAGCCAAUGAAAAGGCAGUUCAUGCGGACUUUUUUAACGAUUUUGAAGAUCUCUUUGAUGAUGAUGAUGUCCAGUGAGGCCGUCGGGUCAUAUAUGCUCCAUGUCUGUGAUGUGUCUGGAGUCUCCGGGGACAGGAUCACCUGAUUGUAGACACGUGUGACUAUCACUAGGUAUCAAGACCUAGUCAGCCAAUAGGGGAACUGCCUGAACCAACUGGGUACUGAUGCCUCUGGGAAUGCCAGCCCCAUGUCCUUGUUUAAAUUAAUAAAGAGCACUAGAACACA